AUGAUUCCUCGCUGCUUUGCUCUCGUUGCAGUUGCACUCUCUUUCACCGUUUUUGCAGAGGCUCUGCCUAUCUCUUUCUAUGAAUCGCAGUCGCUCGUAAACUUGCCUACCUCAACUGCCGUUGGGCUAUCCACGUCGCUCCCGAUUCCUACGGAGACAAUUCCAACGGAUGCGCCUAUAACGAGCUCCCUCCCACUUUCAACACUUACAGACUCAUCUGCUGCCAUUUCGUUGACUUCGGUUCCUAUCCCAGGCCUGCUUGACAGCAUAUUAUCCUCAGUACAGUCUGGUACAGACAUUCCUCCAAACCAGGAUCCUUUGACUAAUCUUGGAGACUUGUCUGGCUCUGUCAGUUAA
Molecule: messenger RNA, 357 nt
Organism: Fomitiporia mediterranea MF3/22
Lineage: Eukaryota; Fungi; Basidiomycota; Agaricomycetes; Hymenochaetales; Hymenochaetaceae
Exons: 2
Coding region: 1-357 (118 amino acids)
Source: RefSeq, a predicted model, not a curated record